AUGGAUGUAGCAACACCAAUUCUCACCUCAAAGGCUCCGGAUUCUCGAAAUGACCUCGAAAUGUCUGGUUCUAUUCAUCUUAUACUCCUCCAUCCUGGACACGCUACCUCCGAUAUAUGCUGCAGCGUCAUACAUACCACUUUUCAAGCAAUACACAUGGGUAUCUACAACAGUACAUAUACUACACUCUCCUAUGUUUGGUGA
Messenger RNA from Botrytis fragariae, 204 nucleotides. RefSeq lists its product as uncharacterized. Bases 1 to 204 code for a protein of 67 amino acids. The transcript has 2 exons. The record is from RefSeq and is a predicted model, not a curated record. NCBI's taxonomy places the organism in Eukaryota, Fungi, Ascomycota, Leotiomycetes, Helotiales, Sclerotiniaceae.